AUGGGUAACGCAAUACUAGUACCAGCGUUGACUAGAUGGGAACGUAAGAAGUGGGCUAAAGUUCGGUCCACCUUCUUCAAGUACGGAGUGAACAAGCAGAGCCUGGACAUGAUUGAGAGUGCCAUGUUCUUCUGUGUGCUUGACAGCGACGCGCCAGCCAACCUUAAUGAGAUGGGCAAGCUAGGUCUACAUGGCAAAGGACACAAUCGAUG
Molecule: messenger RNA, 212 nt
Organism: Sphaeroforma arctica JP610
Lineage: Eukaryota; Ichthyosporea; Ichthyophonida
Exons: 2
Biological process (GO): fatty acid metabolic process; carnitine metabolic process
Cellular component (GO): mitochondrion
Molecular function (GO): carnitine O-palmitoyltransferase activity
Source: RefSeq, a predicted model, not a curated record